AUAAUUACACCAUGCAUUUAACGGGCUUAGCAACAAGUGCGCGUUAAAAUGUUAUCGUUAGAAAAAAACGUUCUUUACGUCCGAUAAGUCCAAUUUGUUUUACAAUCCGAACCAAACAUGCGAGACAAUCGCCGGCCGUCGUUUUAUUAUUCAUUCGAUAAAAUAAAUUAGUAGUAAAAGCGUUUAGUUUUAUCGCAUCGCCGGUUUAUAAAUAACAGCCCCCCAGCGACGUUUCGUCACAUUUAUCAGGUAAUGUUGCAAUUCCGCGGAAAUUUUUUCAAAUCCGCCAUGUUUUCGCGCGCUGUCAUCGAAAUCGGCCACCUGUUGAUCCGCGCAAAGGUGCAGAGAGCGCUCGUCACGCGACUGUCCACCGCCAGCAGCGCCGCCGCCAUGGAAUCGCUCAACGCCAACGUCUGGGACUCCGAUCCCGAGCUCUGGGACCUGGUGCAGAAGGAGAAGCGCCGCCAGCGCUCCGGGCUCGAGCUCAUCGCCUCCGAGAACUUCACCACGAUGCCCGUGCUCCAGUUGCUCGGCUCCUGUUUGCACAACAAGUACUCCGAGGGGCUGCCCGGCCAAAGGUAUUAUGGGGGUAACGAGUACAUCGAUCAAAUCGAAUUGUUGGCGCAGAAAAGAUCAUUGGAGGCGUUCGGUUUGGAUCCGGAGAAAUGGGGAGUGAAUGUACAACCUUAUUCCGGUUCUCCUGCUAAUUUUGCCGUCUAUACAGGUUUAAUUGGUCCGCACGGUAGAAUAAUGGGCUUGGAUUUGCCAGACGGUGGUCAUUUAACUCACGGUUUCUUCACCCCUACGAAAAAGGUUUCCGCCACGUCCAUUUUCUUCGAAUCUAUGCCAUACAAAGUGGAUCCCCAGACGGGUCUAUUGGACUACGACAAACUACUACAAACCGCAAGACUGUUCAAGCCGAAGAUAAUAAUAGCCGGCAUGAGUUGCUAUUCGAGAGCGUUAGACUACAAGAAAUUCAGGGAGAUUUGCGACGACGUCGGGGCCUACUUGUUCUCGGAUAUGGCGCACAUUUCCGGUCUGGUAGCCGCAGGUGUUACAGCUACUCCGUUCGAACACAGCGACAUCGUAACGACGACCACGCACAAAAGCCUCCGGGGCCCCAGGGCUGCUGUGAUAUUCUUCAGGAAAGGCCUUCGAACUGUCAACGCCAAAGGGGAGAAAGUUAUGUACAACUUCGAAAACAAAAUCAAUCAGGCCGUCUUUCCGGGACUGCAAGGCGGUCCUCACAAUCACGCCAUAGCAGCCAUAGCGACGGCCAUGAAACAGACCCAAACCAAAGAAUUCGUCGAGUACGCCAAGCAGAUUAUGGUGAACGCCAGCAGGCUGAGCGAUGGGCUCGGCAAAAGGGGCUACAAAAUCGUGACGGGCGGUACGGACCUGCAUUUGUUGUUGGUGGAUUUGAGAUCGGUCGGUCUGACGGGGGCCCAAGGGGAAUACAUAUUGGAGGAGAUCAAUAUAGCUUGCAAUAAAAACACCGUGCCCGGUGAUAAAAGUGCCUUGAACCCGUCUGGUAUUCGGUUAGGAACCCCCGCUUUGACUACCCGGAAUUUGAAAGAGAAAGACAUCGACGUCGUCGUGGAUUUCAUCGAUAGGGGUUUGAAGUUGGCCAAAGAAAUCGAAACCGUGUCGGGACCUUCGUUUGUGAAUUUCAAGAAAACGAUCCACGAAAACGCCGAUGUGGCGAAGAAAGUGGCCGCUUUGAAGGACGAAGUGGCCAAAUACAGCGAGCAAUUCCCUUUGCCCGGCUAUUCCGAAUAUUAAAACUACAUUUUCCGGCGAUUCGAGCGCGCUUUAAAGCUUUCGAAUGCCGUAAAUUAAUCAUUUUCUACUCUUCUCGAGUGUACUGAAUGACUUUUCACGCUUAUUUUUCUUUAAAUUGUAAACCAGGACAUUCCUUUGCUAUUCUAUUAUAGAGAAUUUUCCUCAGAUUUCUUUUGCUUUCGAGGCGGUUUUUUUAAGCGGGAUAUCCCCGCGUUCGGAUUGGAAAACGAGUCGAAUGCGCGACUGACCGGGCGAGAGAACCGUCCGGCGUAAAAUAAAACGAGGAAGAAUCGAUGAAGUCCGGCGGGUUUAAUCGUCUGAAUUUAUAACAAGUACGAGCGAAUUAAUUCGCUACGCACGACUAAAAAUCGACGAUAUAGAAUGCUGGGAACGUUCUCAACGGACUUUCAUGGCGUUUCCUCGUAACAGGACGCCAGCCGAGCGAGGAGGUAUCGAGAAAUUCCUCUCUUGUUGAUACAUGUAAUGUGAGUUGCAUAAACAAACAAAUGUUAGCGCCAUCUUGUGAGUGAUAUCGCGAAGUAGUGUUUUCCAAUUACAGAUUUCUGUAAGUUACGCAAACCGGGUUUUUUG
Phyllotreta striolata is the source of this 2373-nucleotide messenger RNA. Lineage: Eukaryota; Metazoa; Arthropoda; Insecta; Coleoptera; Chrysomelidae. The record is from the annotation of a GenBank genome assembly.